AUGACUAUUCACUUCAUCUGCUUGUUCUUGUCACUCUCAUCUUUCCAUGUUUGUUUAUCUCAAGCUCCACCAGCACAACAUUCCAAACAGAUCAACCCAUUCAGCCCCAAAGCCUCUCUCAUUCGCUAUUGGAACACUCGAGUCUCCAACAAACGUCCCAUCCCAAACUUCUUUCUUUCUAAAGCUUCCCCUCUCACACCAAACCACUACGCAUUCCUCAACAGCCUCCUCAACCGUAGCCCCAAACCCUUCACACCACAGUUCCACCACUCUCUCUGCUCCGCACCAAAUUUAUAUUGUUCCUUCGACGACACCGCAAACACACUUCAACACCCCACCGUUUCCAAAAACGACGACGCCAACUUCGCCGUUUACUCCAACAAGCGCUUCGCAAACUACGGUUCCUCCCGAGUCGGCGGAGUCGACUCGUUCAAGAACUACUCAAACGGCUUGAACUCAAACAACGACAGUUUCAGGAAAUACAGCACGACCUCAACUCGCCACAGUGGCGAGUUCAACAACUACGCCGAAAACGGCAAUGUUGCAAACACCAACUUCACAAGCUACGGUUCCGGCGCUUCCUCUACGUCCAACGACUUCAACAACUAUGACAAAACGGUUAACGUCCCCAACCUCGGUUUCACCACCUACGAUUCCGGCGCCGGAAACCACAAGCUCUCGUUCUCAAGCUACGGCAAUGAAACAAACUCUGGCACCGAAUCUUUUGCCAGCUACGGCAAGCGCAUUCGCGGCGGAACCAGCGACUUCAAGAACUACGCUGGUGGCGCCAACAUCCUGCAAUCCGAGUUCGCCAAUUAUGGCGAUUUAAGCACUGGAGUAUCCAACGAUUCCUUCAAGUUCUACAGCUUCGACGGCAACAAUCCUCGGAACGUUUUCAAAAGCUACGGCGCCGGAUCGGUCUCCGGCUCCGACACGUUCAACAGCUACCGUAACCGUGCCAAUGUCGGCGACGACUCAUUCCAAAGCUACGCCGUGAAAUCGAAAUCCGGCACAGCCAAUUUCGCCAACUACGGCCAAUCGUUCAACGUGGGAAACGACAGUUUCGCCGAAUACGGAAGAGGAUCGUUGGGCCGGGCCUCGUUUGGGUUCAGGUCGUACGGGUUGGGCCGCGCGUUCAAGGGAUAUAACAAACAAGGCGCGUCGUUUGCUGAAUAUCACAAUCUUAGCGCUUCGAGUGGCAAAGUUGUGAAUAAGUGGGUGCAGCCAGGUAAAUUUUUCAGGGAGGAAAUGAUGAAGGAGGGGAACGUGAUGGUGCUGGCGGACAUUAGGGAUAAGAUGGUUGAAAGGUCGUUUUUGCCCCUCGGCAUUUCGUCGAAAUUACCGUUUUCUUCUUCGAGGCUGGAGGAAAUGAGGCAGGUGUUCCACGCGCGGGAGGGGUCGGCUACGGAGCGCGUGAUGGUAAACGCAUUAGAGGAGUGCGAGAGGGCUCCGAGCCGGGGUGAGACGAAACGGUGCGUUGCAUCCGCAGAGGGAAUGAUAGAGUUUGCGGUAUCGGUGUUGGGAUCCGACGUGGCGGUGAGGACUACGGAGAAUGUGAAUGGUUCAGGAAAGAGCGUGAUGAUUGGAAGGGUCUACGCAGUGGACGGUGGAAAAGUGACCAAGUCAGUCUCGUGUCAUCAGAGUUUGUACCCUUAUUUACUGUAUUAUUGUCACUCUGUCCCCAAAGUGAGAGUGUACGAAGCUGAUAUUCUUGACGUGGACACUAAGGUGAAGAUUAAUCAUGGGGUUGCCAUUUGUCACGUUGACACCUCAUCGUGGGGUCCAGAACAUGGUGCCUUCUUGGCUUUGGGGUCUGCCCCCGGAAAAAUUGAGGUGUGCCACUGGAUCUUCCAGAAUGACAUGACUUGGACCAUUGCCCAUUGA
Messenger RNA from Abrus precatorius (Indian licorice), 1884 nucleotides. RefSeq names its product polygalacturonase 1 beta-like protein 3. Bases 1 to 1884 code for a protein of 627 amino acids. The record is from RefSeq and is a predicted model, not a curated record. The transcript is spliced from 2 exons. Lineage: Eukaryota; Viridiplantae; Streptophyta; Magnoliopsida; Fabales; Fabaceae.